AUGUCAGAAAUAAGAGUGUUGCAUUGGCUCGACUACAUGGCCAUAUUGGUAGUGGCGAACAGGGAUGGAAAUUUUAGAAGCGAGGUAGAAGUGCGCGGGCGCGGCACGGAGCCGGCGUUCCUGCACGAGCUGCACUCAACGCUGGCGUCUGGGGUCGCGCCCGCGCCGCACUGGCACCACACCCUGCUUCUCGUGCUCAAAGGGCUCGUCUUCAUCACUAUCAUCCUCGGCGCGCUGCUUGGCAACGCGCUUGUCAUAAUCUCUGUACAUCGACACAGGAAGCUCCGCGUCCUUACCAACUACUACGUCGUCAGCCUUGCUGUCGCUGACAUGCUUGUCGCCCUCUGUGCUAUGACUUUUAACGCCAGCGCCGAACUCACCGACGCUUGGCUCUUCGGCCCUCUAGUCUGUGAUAUAUUUAACUCCCUCGAUGUUUACUUCUCAAGCGCUUCUAUACUACAUCUCUGUUGCAUUUCUGUAGAUAGAUAUUACGCUAUCGUCCGACCUCUGGAGUAUCCUGUGACAAUGACACACAGAACUGUUUGCUUUAUGCUCGCUAACGUGUGGCUUUGGCCAGCCUUCAUCAGUUUUGUCCCCAUAUUCAUGGGAUGGUACACAACAGAACAACAUCGACAGUACAGAAAGCAACAUCCAGACGUCUGCAUGUUCAAAGCCAAUAUGGUGUAUGCAAUAAUUUCAUCGAGCGUCUCCUUCUGGAUCCCAAGUGUGGUUAUGAUAUCGAUGUACUGCCGGAUAUUUAGAGAGGCUAUCAGACAACGAGAAGCUUUAACGCGAACUUCCUCGAACAUUCUUCUUAAUUCUGUCCACUUGAGGCACACGUCACAUGCCGCUCAUCAUUCCCACUAUCUACAUCCUGACAGACGACCGUCCGACAUCAGUCCCAAUUACAGCACGUUUACAGAAGUUGGCCCAGAAGAGACGGAGUUUGGUGGAGAAGUUGUGAUGGCUUUGGGUGAUAUAUGUCCGAGUAAAGAAGCCAGUCCGAGGAAGUCGGUUAACGUGAGUUGUGAUACGGCAAGUUCAGGUUAUUGUUCGGGAGGUUCGAAUAAGCGAUCAUCUAGUGGGCAAACUGCGACUGGCUGGAGGCCGAGUUGUGCGUCUGCGGCUGCAUCCAGAGAUUUAGCGAAAGCUGCUACGGAACUUAAUUCUCAAGGUGCAUCUCUGCGAGCGGCGGGCAAGUCUUGGCGGGCGGAACAUAAAGCUGCUCGUACACUAGGCAUUAUUGUUGGUGCUUUUUUACUAUGUUGGCUGCCUUUCUUUUUAUGGUACGUAACGACAAAUGUAUGUGGAGAGCCAUGUGAGACUCCGGACGUGGUUGUAGGGGUUCUAUUCUGGAUAGGUUAUUUCAAUUCAGCGCUAAAUCCGCUAAUUUACGCGUACUUCAAUAGGGACUUUAGAGAUGCGUUCAAGAAUACUUUGAUGUGCGCUUUACCUUGCUGCUUUAGCUGUUGGAAGGAUACUGGUGGGACGCAUUUCGUAUAG
Messenger RNA from Papilio polytes (common Mormon), 1503 nucleotides. Its product is annotated as octopamine receptor beta-3R-like. Gene Ontology annotation, biological process: adenylate cyclase-activating adrenergic receptor signaling pathway. Gene Ontology annotation, cellular component: membrane. The record is from RefSeq and is a predicted model, not a curated record. Gene Ontology annotation, molecular function: octopamine receptor activity. NCBI's taxonomy places the organism in Eukaryota, Metazoa, Arthropoda, Insecta, Lepidoptera, Papilionidae. Bases 1 to 1503 code for a protein of 500 amino acids. The transcript has 4 exons.